GGAGUGCAGGCUGAAUGAUCGGAGUGCAAGCUGAAUGAUCAGAGUGCAGGCAGUAAGAUGGCGGCGCGGUGGGGAGCAGGAGAGGAGAUCCUGAGCACCGGCACGAUGGAAUUGUUCACUACAUACAGUCUGAACGAGAGUGAGGUACUGGGAGGUUCUUUAUCCAGCAGUGGCCUCCACAGUCUAAGCCUGAAUAACCUGGACGAGGGAGAGACCCUGGAGUCCUUUCACGGCUGCUUUGACCCGUCCAUUAUCUCCAUCCUGGAAGACUCCUCCACUGUCAGUGAGACUAAAAGCCGCCUGGAUGAGGAAGGCGAAGCUACACUGCUGACUGCUCUCACUGAGAUUCUAGACAAUGUGGACGACGAGAAUUUAUCACCAUUCGAUACUCUCCCUGAUUCAGAGCUCUUCACUUCCAAUAAAGAAAGGGACCGCUCCCCGCUGAGACGACUCCUGAGCCUGGCCAGGUCUCCCCCUGAGCGUGAGGCUCUCAACCUUGAGGACCUGGGGAGACCCAAACCCCUCUCUGCCAGCAGCGCUGUGAAGGUGGAGAAUGGAGCUCCUGACAGACAAGGGGAGUACUUCCUAGAAGGAUUUGGGAAGCUCCGGGCUGAUGGUCCACGUGGGAAAGCAAGGACCGCACCCCGCGGAGCUGCGACUAGGGGCCACUUGGCUGUGGAGACCAUGAACACAGCCCUGCAGAGGAGUGACGGAGAGGAGGAAGAUGGAGAGGCCAGCAGCCCUGCCCAGGGGUCUUCAGAGAGUGAGGGGGACCCCUCCUUGCCUUCUGGAGCACAGCUGGGGAUCCCCUGGACCUUUGAGGCCAGUUCAGAUUGCCUAGUGAGUCCACAGAGCUUCACCAUCGGUGACCUGGUCAAGUACACGCAUCCCUGCUACCUGACUGUGUGCCUGGAGUCAGGAGACGGAGAUACCGAGCAAAUAAUUGCCAACGGAGGGCUGGUGCUGGAGAUCUUGGAGGGAGAGGAGCAGGGAGGUCUCAUGGCUGGCUUUCCAGAGCUUGGAAUUCUGUUGGCGGAUUCAGGAGACGGUUUGGCAGAAUCAAUGGAACAAUCGGCUCAUCCAGAAGAGGAAUGUCGGAGCUCAGAGGCUCCUGGGAUAGAGGCUCAGCCCAAGCAGGACACGCAGCCAGAUGUUGGCGCUGGCAUCGAAGUUGAAGGGAAGGUUGCCGAGGAAAGAGCAAAGGGCCAGAGCCCAGAAAGACGAGCAUCCGGUCGGAGAAAGAAACGGAAGAGCAGAGCAGGUCCAGGGGGAGGGGUUCGAGAGGACAAACCAAAGAGCCGCUCGAGAGAGGAGGUGGGGGAGGAGGAAGAGGUCAUCGAUGUUUGCCAGCCUCCUCCUACACAAUCUGUUACUUCUGGUGCCGCGGCCCUCAAAGAAUCACAUUUUUUGGCUCGCCAACUUGAGAGUUCCAGACUGCAGUCCACCCAGGAAAGCUGUGCCCAGACCCGGUGCCGAGCUAAAACCAGAGAGAUGGCAUUAAAAGCCAACACUGAGCCAGUGGCAGAAAAGCCAAAGAGCACCAAGAAAAGUUGUUCUGUUUCACAGAGGCUGACUGGGGUCAAAACCCACAGACAGCGAGGGUUGCCUGCAGAGCUACAGCCAAGCCCAGGGCUUGUGGCAGCACCUAGCUCUACUGUGACCAACGCAGUAGUGCAGGAGCCCGAGGGUCCAGGUCCAGCUACUGCCCCACAGGGGGAAAGCAGCCCCCUGGAGUCUGAGGCCCCCCUGACAGGAUGCUCCUCAAUCCAGGAACAGAAGGAUCCUAAACCGAGAAUGCUCAGCCUGGAGCAGUACCGGCUCCUCCGACAGAAGAAGAAGCCCACGCCUGUGGAGAAGAUCCAGGACCAGAGAAUGAAGUGGCCCACCCUGCCAGACCUCCCCAGGGAGCUGCCACCCAUCCCCUGCUUACCAGAGCCUGUUCCAACCGCCCAGAGAGAAGCAGACCGGCCGCCCACAAAGACAGGGUCUGCCUGGCCUCCAAUGGGGCCCGGAGCUCCACCUACACCGGAGGCCCUGCUGGUCUCGCCGGGUAUGACAGUGGCCCUGAGCAGGCCUGCCACCCACUUGACAAAACAUGCCGUGCCAGGCUGCAGACCUUCCCCUGUAGAUCCUCGGAGCUACCGUCCCCGAGUCGGGACAGCCCUGCCUGUUGCACCUGCCGCUGCUUUGAAAGCUCCUUGUGUGCCUAGUGUUGCUGCUGCCAGUGAUGCUUUACACAAUCCCACUACAGCCAAUGGCCCUAGCCUGUUGUUUCAUGCCACCCAGAACUCCACGUCGCCUCCUAUUGAACAGGAUGUGCAUCGUGAUGGGAGGACACCACUACAACCAAAUGCUGCCUCCGUAGCGUCUUUCAAUAAACCACGAAUGACGUCUGACAGCCAGUCAAUCGCGAGUCCCCAGCAGCCCCCUAAAGCAGUGACACUUCAGAACAGCAUUCGAGUUCACUGCGAACCAGCGACCCAGACCGCUGCGGGCGUCCAUCAGCCACGACCCAGACCCAAUUUACCGAAGGCUCCAGUUCAGCAACCUGAGAGUGGCGUCCCUGCAGCCAGAGCACCUGGGAACACUGUGGGACACAAGCAGCUGGGAUCCAGGGUUCCCACGCCAUGCCCCCCAGCCCAGGGAUCCAGGGUUCCCACGCCAUGCCCCCCAGCCCAGGGAUCCAGGGUUCCCACGCCAUGCCCCCCAGCCCAGGGAUCCAGGGUUCCCACGCCAUGCCCCCCAGCCCAGAGGAAAGCUGCCAGUGUGGAUUCUGCUUCACUGAGAUCAGCUAUAGCCCAGCCACUUAAUGCACUGGUGAAGAGUCCCACUGAAGAUCUCAUUCAAGCCUUUACCAGUGAAAUAGGUAUUCAGGCCUGUGACCUGACAAGCUUGCUGGAACAGUUUGAAGAGACUCAAGCCAAAGAGCAGCACUGUGUGCCGGAGGUCUCUGGUAGAGCAGCAGCUGUAGGAAACUCGGGCUCUGAGCCCCAGGUGGACAGGAAGGUGUUGGACCGUGUGCGCGGACCGGACCUGGCCAGCACUGCCGGUCUGACUCCUCCUGCCACUCCUCCUCAUCACAUGUGGAAGCCCCUGGCCCCUGUUUCCCUGCUGAGGAAACCCAAACUGCCGGAGGGACCCAAGCUGUCCCCUGCCAAGGCCAUCCAGAUCAUUGAGCCGAAGCCUCUGCCCCACGGCAAGACUCGCACCAAGCUCCCCAGCAGCCUGGCUCCCAGCUUGCCUAGUGAGAACCCUUCCUUCGCAGAUCAUGAUUACUGCCUGCCUGGGACGGAGCCCGCCUGCGUGGAGAAGGGAAGGCGCUGGAAUGUGAAGCAGCAAAGCAGCAUUACCAUCAAGCCUAUAGAGCAGCGUGCUCCUGCAGGCUGCCCUAGGAAAUGUGCCGUCCAGCCGCUAGAUCACAGGACUCUGUCAGGCUCAGUCCUGCUGUCCCCGGAUUCCUCCCCCUGCAGGCUGGAGGCUGACGCUGCACCCCGGGACAGCACAGAGUUCUCAAGCAGCAGGCGCUUUCGUUACUACAGCCCAGAGAAGAGAGAGAGGGGAAGGGCGAGGAGAAGAUCCCACACGCGCUCGUCCAGCUCCUCAGAGUCUGAUUCGUCUGGGUCCAGGUCCAGCUCCCCACUGGCCAAGAGACGGAGAAGGUACAGAUCCCGGCGUUCCCGGAGCAGUUCCAGCUCCCCCUCGCACUCCAGGCAGUGGAGGAGAGCGCACUCGUACUGCAGCUCCCACUCUGGGUCCUGGAGCCGCUCCAGCUCUUCCGCAUGCUCCCGCUCUGGGUCCUGGAGCCGCUCCCCCUCUCCCUGCAGCAGCAGCAGCAGCAGCAGCAGCAGGAGCAGCAGGAGGAGGAGGAGGGACAGCCGCCGCAGACCCGGCUAUGACUGCCACAGAUAUAAUUCAAGAGACCGCGUCCACUGGCAGGAGUUGAGGAAUCAGCGCAAGGAGAAGGCCAUUGAGGAGAGGCGUGUUGUCUACGUGGGAAAGAUCCGCAGUGGCAUGACGAGGAAGGAGCUGAGGGAGCGCUUCUCUGUGUAUGGGGAGAUUGAGGAGUGCGCACUGCACUUCAGACAGGAGGGUGAUAAUUACGGAUUUGUUACGUACCGACACACUGAGGACGCGUUUGCUGCUAUUGAAAACGGGAAGAAACUCCGCCAGCCGGACGAGCUGCCCUUUGACCUCUGCUUCGGGGGGCGCCGGCAGUUCUGCAAAAUGAGCUACGCAGAUCUGGAUUCCAAUCGUGACUCUGAAUCCACUCCUGCAAGAAGCAAGUUUGAUGGACUAGACUUCGACACUUUACUGAAACAGGCACAGAACAGUUUGCGGAGGUAACGCCAACAUUGAGGCCAUCGAGUGCGGAGAGAGAAUUACCUCAGAGCUGCUGACUGGCUCAUACCUCCAGCUGCUCUAUUUUUUCUUUUUACAAGCCGACUCCUUCUCUGGAAGUGUAGUUUUGUAAAACUAAUAUAAAAAUAAAUGGAAUGUGGUCAAAUGUA
Molecule: messenger RNA, 4508 nt
Organism: Polyodon spathula (Mississippi paddlefish)
Lineage: Eukaryota; Metazoa; Chordata; Actinopteri; Acipenseriformes; Polyodontidae
Gene: pprc1
Product: PPARG related coactivator 1
Exons: 14
Coding region: 58-4344 (1428 amino acids)
Biological process (GO): positive regulation of transcription by RNA polymerase II
Cellular component (GO): nucleus
Molecular function (GO): RNA binding; transcription factor binding
Source: RefSeq, a predicted model, not a curated record